AUGGAGUCCACUGAUUUCUCAUCCGUUGAAUCAUCCAAGAACAAGAAGAAUUCGCCCUGUGAUUCAACGCCAUUAUCAUCGCCGCUUAAGCUCAAGAAACAUGCCCCUUCACAGCAACCCAAUCCGGAUCCAUGGAGCUCCAAAACACCAGAAAAGUCCGCCAUUGCUCCUCGGCGCUUAAGGAAUCGUGGUUCUGCACUCUCCUUGAAGGAGGUAAAGGAGGCUGCCCAAAGGCUUCGGCAAAACCGUUCAGAUCCGAACGAAGGCAGACCCGACCCGCUCAUGAGCGCCGCUCUGGAGCAGAUUCCCCUCUGGCCAGAGUCUUCUCCCGCCAAAUCAAAGAAGUCCGAUGGCUCGAUUAAACUCCCAGAGAGGUAUGAAAUACUGGAUAAGUUUUUUAGUAGUUUGGAUAGCUCAAUCCGGCUUCUUCGGAUCAAGGGCUCAGCGACGACGUUUACCAACAUCAGUCCCAAAAUAGAGUGUUUAACUGAUAGGAGGUUCACUCAUAGUCAUUUGGCUCAGUUGAAGUUUAUUUUGCCUGAGGCAAUUGAGUUAAAGAAGAUUUUGGUACAUGAUGAACGCACUAGCUGUAUGAAGCCUGAUCUUUAUGUUUCUUUAAACAUUCAAGCAAUUCAGAAUAGUGGGAAAGUGCAAUCAGAAAGUGGCAAUCUUGAGCUAAGGAAAGUUUUCCACUCAAAGCUUUUGGAUUUCCUAAAAGCUCAUCCUGAGGGUGAUGAAAUUCCGGAGGGAGAUCUUCCAGAACCAUUCAAUCGGUCAAAGAAAGAUAUUCAAACUAACUUAUUGACAGCUCCGGACUCAUCUGUGGUUGGUAAUGCUCCAACUGUUGCUUCCUUGGACCAGCUGCCGGCUGCUGCAUCCCAUUUUGCUCGGUCAUUUGCAAGACGCUUUUCACAACAAGGUUCUUGUAUUGGAACUCGACAAUUGAAGCCACAGGAAAAUGAUGCUGCUGGACAUGCUUCUUCUGUUCUUCCAGUUUCUGAACCCAAAAUAAUUGCAGAGAGCAGAAGUCACAUUUCUCCUUCUUCAACUCCUAUGAGAUUAUCUUCCAAGGACAGAAGAGGUGAUUUAGCAUUGUCGCCUGAUACGGCCUAUUCAACUAGAAACCUACCUUCGCCACCCCCAGCAACCCCAAUAAAAGAGUGUUUGUCCGAAGAAACUGCUGCUUCUCAACAAACACCUUCGCAAUGCGCCUCUACUCCUGCAAAACUAAUGAGUAACACACCUGUGCUUCAACCCCCCAAGAGAUGUUAUAUGAGCCCAGAUGAUGAUUCUAUUCAACCGACAAACAAGCUGACAAGGCGCCCAUCGCGCAGCAGAUCAUUGAAAUUUGACACUCCGGUGAAGAAAGCAAAAGUAGAGGAUGAUAUCCAGGAAAGUGAAUUUUCAGAAGUUGAUGGUGACAUCCUUGACAUUCUUCCGGAGAACCUUAUACAAUCGAUCAGGGAGAAAGAGAGGAAGGCAUUACUAGAUCAAGAUCCAGCCAUCUCACAGGCAAAAUGGCGACACCAGAUGCUCGCCAGCUUACCAAAGCUAUUUGACACGAUAUACUUUUUAUUUCAGUCAAUCAGGCGUUCGGUGAUUACAAAAGAAGAGCUUUUGCAUAAACUAGUUUCCGGCCAACUAAAUAUAGUCGAUAGAAGAGAAGUCGAAGAGCAACUAAGGCUGUUGCAAGAACUAGUUCCCGAAUGGAUUUAUGAGAAGGCAUCAUCUAGUGGUGAUAUACUCUUGUGUGUGAACAAGAUACCAAGUGCAGAAUUAGUACGCAACAGACUUGCUGAAGCAAAGUAA
Messenger RNA from Oldenlandia corymbosa var. corymbosa, 1809 nucleotides. NCBI's taxonomy places the organism in Eukaryota, Viridiplantae, Streptophyta, Magnoliopsida, Gentianales, Rubiaceae. The record is from the annotation of a GenBank genome assembly.